Messenger RNA from Notolabrus celidotus (New Zealand spotty), 3084 nucleotides. RefSeq lists its product as uncharacterized. The transcript is spliced from 3 exons. The record is from RefSeq and is a predicted model, not a curated record. NCBI's taxonomy places the organism in Eukaryota, Metazoa, Chordata, Actinopteri, Labriformes, Labridae. Bases 499 to 2382 code for a protein of 627 amino acids. Gene Ontology annotation, molecular function: GTP binding.
CAGAGAGCUACCUGACUCUGAGUGCUGAACAUCAGAGAGCUACCUGACUCUGAGUGCUGAACAUCAGAGAGCUACCUGACUCUGAGUGCUGAACAUCAGAGAGCUACCUGACUCUGAGUGCUGAACAUCAGAGAGCUACCUGAGACUGAGUGCUGAACAUCAGAGAGCUACCUGAGACUGAGUGCUGAACAUCAGAGAGCUUCCUGAGACUGAGUGCUGAACAUCAGAGAGCUACCUGAGACUGAGUGCUGAACAUCAGAGAGCUACCUGAGACUGAGUCCUGAACAUCAGAGAGCUACCUGAGACUGAGUGCUGAACAUCAGAGAGCUACCUGAGACUGAGUGCUGAACAUCAGAGAGCUACCUGAGACUGAGUGCUGAACAUCAGAGAGCUACCUGAGACUGAGUGCUGAACAUCAGAGAGCUACCUGAGACUGAGUGCUGAACAUCAGAGAACUGAUCAUCUGCUCCAUCCGCCGGCUCCCAUAAAGACAUCACCAUGGCAACGAGCAUGUCAUCAAAAUACGACUACAUCACCUCCAAACGUCUGAUACAUUCAGGCUCUCCUGCUGUCUACCAGCUGCUGCCAAAGAAAAAGGACAUAGGAACUCUUAAAAAACUGACUCUGGGUAAAAGAAAUCCAGACAAAACCAACAGAACCAUCUUACUUGUUGGUGAAACCGGAACAGGGAAAUCUACUCUGCUCAACGUUCUCGUGAACUACGCCAUGGGGGUGAAGUGGCUGGACAACAUCUGGUUUCAGAUCGUUGAGGAGAAGAAAAAUACUGCACAAGGGGGAUCUCAGACAGAGGGUCAGAGUGUAAGUCAGACCUCAGAUGUGAUCGUGUACGAGAUCUUUGGUUUUGAAGGUAAAACUCUGCCCUACUCUCUGACCAUCAUCGACACUCCUGGAUACGGAGACACCAGAGGAGCUGAGGAAGAUGACAAGAUCAGUCGGAGACUGUUGGACGCGUUUCGCUCAAAGGAUGGAGUCCAUGAGAUGAAUGUCAUUUGUCUGGUGAUGAAAUCUACUGAGAAUCGACUGAGUGACCGUUUGAGGUACAUAUUUGAUUCAGUGGUGUCUCUGUUUGGAAACGACAUGGAGAACAACAUCAUCUCCCUCAUCACACACUCAGACAUGAUGACACCCACAAAUGCUCUGAAAGCUAUUGAGGCUGCAAACAUCAAGUGUGCCAAAGAUAAAGAUAAUCAGUCGGUUCAUUUUAUGUUCAAUAAUCACCAAGGCACAGAGAGAACAAAGGAAAAUAAGGCCGUUUUAAAAUCUGCAUGGGACUUCACAAACAGACAAAUGAAAGAAUUCACUGGCUUCCUUCGAAAGCGUAAUCCUCAGAGCCUGACGACAACUGUUGAAGUGUUGAAUGAACGCAUCAGACUGACGGCCUGCCUCCAGAACCUGCAAGAACGAGUUCAGAUGAUUGAACUAAAGCAGAGAGAAGCUCAACAGAUUCAGGAAGCUCUGAAGAAACACGAAGAAGAGAUGAAGAGCAACAAAGAAGAUUUUGAUACCGCUAAAAAACACCAGACAGAGAUCCAGCAGACUCGGGACGCUCUGAAGAAACAUGAAGAAGAGAUGAAGAGCAACGAGGACUUCACUGUGGAAGUGGAUGAGGUCUACAAAGAGAAAGAACCCAUCGAUGGUGGGAUGUGGGGGUUAGGGUUUUAUGAAGGAGCUCUCUGCUGUAACGUCUGUGAGGAGAACUGUCACUACCCUAAAUGCACGAUGGCCUGGUCUCCCAGUCACUGUCAGGUCAUGAAAAGAGGCCGCUGUACUUCAUGUACCAACAAAUGUCCUGCGUCUGACCACGUGAAAGAGGAGAAGAUCUACGUGAUCAAGACCAGGAGAGUUCAGAAGACCCUUCAGGGCGUGAAAGAGAGGUAUUUGAGAGGUAAGACUGACUUUGAGGAGACAAGAGGCCGUUUGAAAGAUCUUGAGAAGGUGAAAACAACCCAGGGAGAUGAAGAAGAGAAGUAUGAAAGAAGUAAAGCAGACUGUGAGGAGAAGACUGGUCUCCUUGCUGAUCUGGAGAAACACAUGGAAGAGCUUCAGAAGGACAAAGAUAAGUGGUUGGAGGAGGCCUUCCAGCAUAUUCUCAAACUGGAGCAGAUCGCUCUGAAUGUGGACUCCCUGUCCACUCUGGUCCACCUGGACUUCCUGAUCCAGAAGAUGAAGGAGAGAGGAGACACAGAGAAGGUCCAGAAACUGGAGGAGAUGAAGAGACGAGAGGAUGAAGGAAAAAAAAAAGGAAUGGGGUACAUGGCCGGCAGAGCAGCAGCAAGUUUAGAUGAAGGAAGAAGAGCUGUACAGGAGUACAUGGUCGGCAGAAUGGUGACAGCUGGUAAAUCACUUUUAGGAUUGAAAUAAUAAGUGAACAGGAUGAUUGAGAGCAGACACCUGUGGAUGAAAAAGGUGAACCUGCUGAUACAGAAGUUUAAGGAUCAUUGAAGAAGUUUCAGUCCAGAGCUGUUGGGCCUGAUUUAUGUUGUUUUCCUGCAUAAAGACCUGAAUGUGGUCUUCCUCCUGAAACAGUGCCUGCUGAUGAUCGUGAUGACUGCAGCUGUUUAUUCUUAACCUUUGUUCUUCUGUUUCUUUAACCAGUGAUUAACUGUAUAAACUCGUAUCACGUCCUCUGGUGUUAGAUGUUACAGACAGCAGCAACACAAACCGUCCUUCAGUUGGACAGACGUCCGUGUCUCUGUCUUCAGAUCCUCUGUGUGAGUUCAAUGAUUUAUUGUUGUUUCAGUCUGUGGUUUAUUUUAAAUGAUGUGGAGGAGGAGUCAGAAACUCUUCAGUUUGUCACAUGUUCAUUAGAAAGUAGAAAUAUUCUGUUCUAUCUGAAUCAUAUGUUCACUCUUUAAAUCUGUUGUUCUGUUUGAUGAAGAAACCAGUCUGUAAUAAUUCAAAGACUAUAUAACAUUUAGUUUAACAUCGUCUCAGGUUCACAGGAUCUGAGUUCUUGUUUUAAUCACAUGUUCAUCGUUGGUGGCACAAUAUAUUGUUUUGUCAUUCAACUUUUUUUUGCAUUUUUUUCAGUAUUUUUUUGUUCACGACAAGUUGACAAAUUAU